AUGUCUGUCGCGGCCAUCCACGGGGAGAAAGACGUUAGGAAGGGAGAAGCCUGCUCCAACAUGCCGCUGGUUGUGCAAAUACGUCAACGUAAUCGACGGCGGAGCAAGCUCAUCCAAACGCUCAAGUCGCAAGGAAGGAAAGGACAAUGGAAGGAGGCUCUCACCGCCGCCAACCUUGCGAGAGAGGACGGCGUGGUCUUCGACGUCUACACGUACUCCGUGCUGAUGAGUGCUGUGGCGCGGAGCGGCCGGUGGGAGGAAGUCCUUGUUUUGUUGGAUGUGAUGCGAUCGGAAGGCGUAGCACCGGAUCAUUUCGCAUUCGGCGCGGCUGUUAAUGCCUGCGCGAAGGGCGGGCAGUGGGAGCGAGCGGUGGCGCUUCUGGAUCAGCGAGCGCUCCGCCUCCUCGGGGAAAUGGCGGCGGUAGGGUUAAGCCCCAACGUUACCACGUUCAGUUCGGCGGUGGCUGCAUGCGGGAACGCUGGGCAGUGGGAACGGGCUCUGGGCCUACUGGACCAGAUGGCGGAGGAGGGGGUCCCGCCGAAUGAGUUCACCUUCAGCGCGGCCGUCUCUGCGUGUGGGAAAGCGGGGCAGUGGCGGCCAGCGCUCACCAUCUUGAGACGAAUGAGGGCAGCAAAUUGCCCUCCGAACGUCCAGACCUACACGGCGGCUAUCGAUGCGUGCGGAAAGGCGGGAGAGUGGCGGUUGGCCCAGGGGUUGCUGGCUGAGAUGCGGGAGAAGGGCGUGGCGCCGAACGUGAUAACGUUCAACUCGGCGAUAUCGGCGCUCGGUAACGGUGGGCAGUGGCAGGAGGCGUUGAAUCUCUUGAGAGACAUGCCAUCGAUGGGCGUGCAGCCAAACAUGUGGAGCUACACCGCGGCGGUGACGGCCUGCGGAGACAACAACCGGUGGGCGAGAGCCCUGGCGGUACACGAGCAGAUGCGUUCACGGGGCAUAAGGGGUGACGAAGUGAGUUUCACGGCUGCGAUAGACGCCUGCGCUCAGGGAGGGGCGUGGGAAAUGGCGCUGGCUCUCCUAGACGAGAUGAGGGACGAAGGAAUUCCGCCAACCGUCAGAAGCUUUAGCACGGCGAUAUCGGCGUGCGGCAAGGGACAGCAGUGGGGACGCGCGGUGGCUCUGUUGCGAGAGAUGGAGGAGGUUGGAGUUUCCCCCAACGAGGUGAGCUUCAACGCUGCGAUUGACGCCUGCGGUAGGGCCGGCCAGUGGAGAGCCGCGCUCUCGCUAUUGGACAAGAUGUCCUCGGCGGGAGUGCCUCGCGGGACGAUCACCUACAACGCCGUAAUCGCUGCCUGCGGCAAAGGGAAGGAGUGGGCGCGGGCCGUGUCAGUGCUGCGCGAGAUGCUCGCAGGACAAGCCAAGACUGAUGGAGACAUGGCACCAGUGCCGAUGGCAGACGUUGUCAGUUACAGCGCCGCUAUAGACGCUUGCGUGAGGGCUGGAGAGUGGGAGGAGGCCAUCUCAUUGGUGGAGCUGCUACGGCGAGACCGGCGGCUGAAUGUUGGCACUGAAGGCGUUAGGUAUUAUCAUCCGGGGGCGCGCGGGCCAAAGCAUUUGACGCUGACGCUGGAGCACUUGGAGUGGUUCGCCACGGCGUUUGAUCGUUGUGACGAUUCGAUUUUGAGACGAAGGGCGCUCGGACUUGUGGACGCCAUACGCGUUGAGUCCGAGCACAAAUAAAAUGUAGACGGUUGUUUUGGGGAUCUUUUUUUAAGAUUGUGAGUUUGCACCCUGCGUGAGAAGCUAGCAUUAGAGGAAUACAAAGCCUACCAGGCCCUUCCAAGUUGGUGUUGACAGUUUCUCGACCUUCAAGGUUGUGUGCUUCCGGAGUCUGCGUGUCCACAAAGGAAGUGGGUGGAACAAGGAUGAGAAAGCUAAGGAUUCUGCAAAGAGGCGGCCAUGAUGCGGUGCAGCCCAAACAAUAGAUGGCGUGUAUUCGGUUGUGGGCUACCAACGACGCAAUGUUCAGAUCGACAAGUAAAUGAUGUCAUGUGUCACCGGUAAAUGCAAAAUCAAUGGCGCGAU
Messenger RNA from Ectocarpus siliculosus, 2040 nucleotides. The record is from the annotation of a GenBank genome assembly. NCBI's taxonomy places the organism in Eukaryota, Phaeophyceae, Ectocarpales, Ectocarpaceae.